Messenger RNA from Lachancea fermentati, 720 nucleotides. NCBI's taxonomy places the organism in Eukaryota, Fungi, Ascomycota, Saccharomycetes, Saccharomycetales, Saccharomycetaceae. The record is from the annotation of a GenBank genome assembly.
AUGCUAAAGACGACAAUUAGAUUUCUGAACCGCAAUGUCCGCACAUAUGCCACGAAAAUAGCGCCAAAUGCUCCUCAAAAGUCCAAGUUCGACAAAUCAAUGGUAAAACCUGCUGUCGUUGUAAUUCUUUUCGGAUCAGUUUUGACAAACCUUAUGGAAGAACAGAAGAGCAUGUCUGAAAUGGAAAGGCGUUACCACCUGAAAAUCGACAUUUUGAAGGACAUGAUAAACAAGGUAAAAGUAGAAGGAGACUCUUCGAUAGAUAUAGCUGAGGAACUGAAACUCGUGAACAAGUCGUUCGAAAGAUUUGAAAAUUCAAAGUUGACUGAUCUCGAGAGAGAGGCGCAACGUGUAAGAGAAAGAGCAGAUAAGAACUCCUAUUCAAAAAACUCUGUAAUAAACAGCCUAAACUCGAGACUGGAGGAUGAGUCUCUAGAGGAUUUGUUUAAGGAAAUCAUGCAAGACAUUGACAGGGAGGGUGACAUCCUAGAACCUACUAUGCCGUCGCAAAGCCAUGUAAAACAAACCAAACAGUCAAAUGCAGAAGAUAUUGUAGCUAAAGGAGACAUCGUUACUAAUGCUAAACGUUUGGCUUUGGAGGCAGAAAAGGAGAAAAGGAGUUUGAGCUUCAAGCCCAGCACUGAUGCACACGUCAUAGUAGAAAACCCAGGAGAUUACAGUACUGCAGCAGAAGAGCAAAAGGUCUCAAAGUUUCUCUGA